Messenger RNA from Drosophila willistoni, 1529 nucleotides. It is a transcript of the gene Swt1, whose product is annotated as serine/threonine-protein kinase pakD. The transcript has 4 exons. Bases 179 to 1381 code for a protein of 400 amino acids. Lineage: Eukaryota; Metazoa; Arthropoda; Insecta; Diptera; Drosophilidae. The record is from RefSeq and is a predicted model, not a curated record. Gene Ontology annotation, cellular component: nucleus.
CACUGGCAACAUUAUUGCACAUUUACUAUUUUGUUUCAGUUAGUAAACUAAAAAGUUGCGUUAGCAUUAAAACAUUAUGUUAAUUUUUUAGUUGUUCGUGUACAAGAUAUUCCAAGACUAAAACUGCAUUAAAUUUUGGAAAACAAUAGGCCACAAUUGUAGAGUAUGCUACGCUCAAAUGGAUUUGUCAUCAGAUGAGGAGCCCCCUUACGCACACGUAAAUGCACCACAAAAGCUUAAAUUUAAGAAAGUCACAUUCAAAGGUGAGAAACAACAACAACAGGCCGAAUCAAUAGUCACGGCGAGUAGCAGCACCAGCAACUAUAGAAGGCAGUGUAGGUCUAGCGACCGUGUGAGCGGCAGCAGAGAAUUCGCCCAGGAUCGUUUGAAACGCUUGCAAAGCCAUUUAAAAGAAAAGGAACGGGUAAAAAAUGAAGCAACAAGUAACAAAUCAUCACGAAGUCACCAUCAUCAUCAUCAAAGAAAUUCAAUAUCGAGCCGAUUAGCCAAUAGUAAGCCAUCCAGAAACCUUAGAUCCUCCAUUCGUAAUGCCUGGGAGAAACCUCAGGCUCUAAUCGAUGCCAGCAAUCGUGUGAAGAAAUCUAACAGCAGUUUUUCCACCUCUUCAUCAAGUGCCAAUGAACGUUUGCGUCAAUUGAGAGUUUCAUUGCAACAGCAGCAACAACAACACCAGCAGCAGCAGCAGCAGCAGCAGGGGCACCAAAAACAGAAGGAAGUGAAAGGAGAACACUUGAACAGGGAGACCAACAACAACAAUAAUAAAAAGCCACCUCAAAAUGCCGCCCGAACUGAACCUGAAGUUGAACCCGAACCCAUGGAUUGGGAGGAUGAUGAUGUCUCAAUGGCCAUACUCCAAUCACUGCAACGUGAAUCGAAUGACCAAGAUUUACCCGCUCGUCGUCUAGAUCAUAUGUAUUUCAUUCUUGAUACAAAUGUUCUCAUACAUAAUUUGUCAUUUGUCAAAGACUUACCCAAACUGGUGUUGAAUGGAUUAGCUGGCAGUAUGAUCUUUAUACCGUAUAUAGUUAUCAAAGAAUUAGAUAGACUCAAGGCUAAACAUAGUGACAGCGAGAUAAAUCGUGUGGCCGCCAUACGUGCCAUUCAUUAUUUGAAUGCCAAAUUCGAUGAGAGUCGGGAUAUACAAGCUCAAUCGGCUUUAGAUGAGGCAGAUCAUUUAAUUGAUGUGGAUACAGCGGACGAUAGCAUUUUAAACUGUUGCCUUCAGCUAAAAGAGCAGGUGCCAAACUCUAUGCUUCUUACCAAUGAUAAUAAUUUGCGUUUAAAGGCCAAUGCCACGUCCAUACGGGUCUCAUGUAAAUCAGAUUUAAUGUCUGAAUAUCCCGACAUUUUUGAUACGUAGCCGCUCAUCAAAAGUGAAUCAAAUAUAAGACUAUGUCUGUGAUAGGUUAUAUUUAGCAAAUGGAGUACAAUAUGUCUUUCAACAUUGUAUUAAACUACAUUAUUUACAGUCAUUUAUAUCUAUAAAAACAACAAAAAUCACCAUGAAA